Messenger RNA from Saprolegnia parasitica CBS 223.65, 1746 nucleotides. RefSeq lists its product as hypothetical. The record is from RefSeq and is a predicted model, not a curated record. The transcript is spliced from 3 exons. NCBI's taxonomy places the organism in Eukaryota, Oomycota, Saprolegniomycetes, Saprolegniales, Saprolegniaceae. Bases 1 to 1629 code for a protein of 542 amino acids. Gene Ontology annotation, cellular component: ciliary basal body; motile cilium. Gene Ontology annotation, biological process: cilium assembly; positive regulation of cell motility; regulation of cilium beat frequency involved in ciliary motility.
AUGGCGCCCCGCUCGGUCGAGUCCAGCUGGAGCAACUCGUCGCUGCGGCAGACGCUGCCACGGUCGGCCUCGGCGGUGUCGCUGCCGGUGCAGCACGCAUCGUCGCUGCAUGCGCCAUCGCACGUCAUGGACCACAAGACCGAAGCGCAGUUUGCAUCCGAGAUGAAGCAUGCGCUCUCGAUUGUCGACAAGUUCUUUGGCCCGUCCGUGCUGCAAGACCACUCGAUCCCGCGCGAAUUGCUCAUGGAAGCGCAGGGCCUCGUCUUCCUCACCAUCUACAAGCUCGGUUUCCUCGUGUCGGGGAAGGGCGGCAAAGGCUUUGUGAUAGCGCGUACGGCGCACGGCUGGUCGGCGCCCGCGUUCAUUGGCAGCGGCGGCAUUGGCUUUGGCAUGAUGGUCGGCGGCGAGGUCGUCAACUACAUCAUCAUCUUGAGCUCGCGCGGCGCCGUCAAGACGUUUACGCGCAAUGGACAAGUCCAAUUGGGCUCCGAGCUCGACUUGGCGGUCGGGCCUCUUGGCCGCGCCGCGGCCGCCAACUUGAACGUCGGGCGUGGCGGCGUCGCUCCCAACUACUCGUACUCGCACUCGAUGGGGCUCUACGGCGGCAUUGGCCUUGCCGGCGCCAUCAUCGUCUCGCGCAAGUCGUUCAACGACAAGUGUUAUGGGUCUCAUGUUCGCGUCAAGUCGCUCUUGGCCGGCGAGGUUGCGUGCCCCCUUGCGCAGCCGCUCUGGGAAGCGCUCGAUAGCGUCCUCAACAUGACGCGGGAGUACCGGAAUGGCGUUCCGGUCGUGAACCCGCGCGGCGCCGUGUGCCACGAGUGCGGCUUUGCGAGCAAGACAGGCGCUCGCCAGUGCGAACGCGAAGCAUGCCAAGCCCUCCUGGUUUACUCGACCGGCCUGCACUCGGGCAAGCGCACGAUCGGGAAGCUCGUGCUGGCACCCGGCAUGCACUUCGAUCUUGAGCCGUCGUGGGAGUUUCCAUUUUCGACCGAGGCCGCGGACGGGGCCGGCGCGGACGACGGGAUGUUCAAGAACACGUUCCAGUCCGGGUUCCUCUCGAUUCUCUACAGCAUCGGGAGCAAGCCGCUGCAGAUUUGGGACAAGCAAGUCCGAAAUGGGCACAUCAAGCGCAUUACGGACCAGGACAUUCAAUCGUCCGUGCUCGAGAUCAUGGGCACAAACGUGAGCACGAACUACAUUGCGUGCCCGGCGCUGCCGGCCAAGACGCUCGGCAUCAAGCUGCCGUUCCUCGUCAUGAUCAUCAAGAACCUCAAAAAGUACUUUACGUUCGAGGUCCAGGUCCUCGACGACAAGAACGUGCGCCGACGCUUCCGCGCGUCCAACUACCAAAGUAGCACGCGCGUCAAGCCGUUCAUUUGCACGAUGCCUAUGCGCCUCGACGAAGGCUGGAACCAGAUCCAGUUCAACCUCUCGGACUUUACGCGCCGUGCGUAUGGUACGAAUUACAUCGAGACGCUCCGCGUCCAGAUCCACGCGAAUUGCCGCAUUCGCCGCAUCUACUUUUCGGACCGCUUGUACUCGGAGGAAGAGCUCCCGCCCGAGUUCAAGCUCUUCCUUCCCGUGCCCAAGGGCUCGGAGCCGCCGAAAACUGAUACCCUCGCCAUGUAAAGGACCUCCACCGACAAGGAACCAAAUCAUCCUCAACCGAGACGACACGAUAAAACCAAAGAAAUUCAUUCCAUGUGCUCUACACGACCUCGAAACCCAGUCGAUCCAAUCCGCCAC